Molecule: messenger RNA, 2030 nt
Organism: Malaya genurostris
Lineage: Eukaryota; Metazoa; Arthropoda; Insecta; Diptera; Culicidae
Gene: abs
Product: ATP-dependent RNA helicase abstrakt
Exons: 2
Coding region: 143-1999 (618 amino acids)
Biological process (GO): mRNA splicing, via spliceosome
Cellular component (GO): spliceosomal complex
Molecular function (GO): RNA binding; ATP binding; RNA helicase activity
Source: RefSeq, a predicted model, not a curated record
CUGUUUGAAAACAGUCAUAUUUUAAUUCACCGAAUAUUCACUUAUUGACAAAUUUUAUAUUAUAAAUAAAUAAUAAACGUAUAAGGUUGUCCAUGAUUUGUGUAUAACGUCAGAAACCUCAGCCAAAGAGGAUAAUUCCAGAAUGUCGACGGAAGUUCCAGCCGUAAAGCGCUAUCGCCGUGAUGAGAAGCAAUCCGAUGAAAGUGAAGUGGAAGAUGAUGGCCAGUAUGUCCCCUACGUUCCAGUACGAGAACGUAGGAAACAACAAUUGUUGAAAAUGGGUAGGAUUGUGCAGCUUACUGCAGAGGCCUCGAAUGUGGGCAAGUCUUCUAGUGAAAAUGAGCACGACGAAGAAGGAGCCGAAGAGGCAUGGGGUCGUAAGUUUAACAUUAGCUUACUGGAUCAACAUACCGAGCUGAAAAAGCUGGCAGAAGCUAAAAAGAUUAGUGCAGUAGAGAAACAGCUAAAGGAGGAGGAAAAAAUUCUCGAGAGUGUUGCAGAAAAGAAAGCCCUCAUGGGUGUUGCCGAAUUGGCAAAGGGGAUCCAGUAUGAAGAUCCAAUCAAAACCAGUUGGAAGGCUCCAAGGUAUAUUUUAGCUCGUUCAGAUGCCUCUCACGAGAAAGUAAGAGAAAAGUUAAGAAUCUUGGUUGAAGGAGAAAAUGUACCUCCGCCGAUUUGUACCUUCCGAGAGAUGAAGUUUCCGAAGCCAAUAUUGGCAGCUUUGGAAAAACGAAACAUUCGAAAACCUUCCCCGAUUCAGGUUCAAGGCAUACCGGCUGUUUUGUCUGGAAGAGAUUUGAUUGGAAUUGCCUUCACUGGAUCGGGUAAAACGUUAGUAUUUGUACUUCCUAUUAUCAUGUUUUCUGUUGAGCAAGAAAUUCGCUUGCCAUUCAUCAGCAAGGAAGGGCCAUAUGGAUUGAUAAUUUGUCCAUCGCGAGAAUUGGCUAAACAAACAUUUGACAUCGUGCAAUACUACUGUCAACAUAUGCAAGCGGCUAGUAUGCCCGAAAUUCGUUCUGCACUGGCCAUCGGGGGUGUACCCGUGAACGAAUCCUUAGCAAUUAUUCAACAGGGUUGUCACAUCAUGGUUGCCACUCCGGGACGGUUGAUGGACAUGUUGGAUAAGAAAUUGGUUAAACUAGACGUUUGUCGUUACUUAUGCAUGGACGAAGCGGAUCGAAUGAUUGAUAUGGGAUUCGAAGAGGAUGUCCGAACCAUUUUCUCAUACUUCAAAGGGCAGCGUCAGACACUGCUAUUUUCUGCCACCAUGCCAAAGAAGAUUCAAAACUUCGCUAAGUCAGCACUGGUGAAACCGGUCACAAUCAAUGUUGGUCGAGCAGGAGCUGCCUCUAUGAACGUUACUCAAGAUAUCGAAUACGUCAAGCAAGAGGCAAAAGUUGUGUAUUUGCUGGAUUGUCUCCAGAAGACGCCUCCGCCGGUAUUAAUUUUUGCCGAGAAGAAACAAGAUGUUGAUGCUAUCCAUGAGUAUUUGUUACUGAAAGGUGUCGAGGCUGUUGCCAUUCACGGUGGUAAAGAUCAGGAGGAACGUUAUCGAUCGGUGGAAGGUUUCAGAAAGCAGGAGAAGGAUGUUCUUGUAGCCACAGAUGUUGCAUCAAAAGGUCUUGAUUUUCCAGAUGUCCAACACGUUAUCAACUAUGAUAUGCCAGACGACAUAGAAAAUUAUGUCCAUAGGAUUGGUCGUACUGGACGGUCAGGAUCGAAAGGCUUAGCUACUACUUUCAUCAACAAAGCUACUGAACAGUAUGUUCUACUAGACUUAAAACAUCUGUUAAUCGAAGCAAAACAAAAGGUUCCUCCUUUUCUGGCGGAAUUGUGUUCCGAGACGGAAAAGUAUGCCGAUCUGGGCGAUGGAUGCAGCUACUGUGGUGGUCUUGGUCAUCGGAUUACCGAGUGUCCCAAACUGGAAGCCAUUCAGAGCAAACAGGCUUCCAACAUCGGGCGGAGAGAUUAUUUGUCCAACACUGCAGCUGAUUAUUAGAUCAAUAAACAUGGUAAUAAAAAUUGUCAAA